AUGGAUUCAUCAUUUGAAAUGCUUAAUCGUUCGUCAUAUUUUCCAAUCUAUUCUUAUCCGUUAUCUGUUCCACCUGAAAUCUCAUCAUUCGACUCCAUAUCAUUUCGAUCAAACAAUAAUAAUACAACUACUGAUAGUUUAUCAUAUUAUUCAGACAAUUCAUCAACAUAUCCAUCAACUACCUAUACAAAUUCGAGAUCUCACCCUCGCAUCAAUGAAUUAGACGCUGCUGGUGUUGAUUCAACAAUUGAUCGAUGCAAUAUCAAUAAUUCAUUAUCUUCAUUAUUAGUUCCUCGCUGCAGUGAUCGUUGUCUUGUAUGCAAUGAUCGUUCAUCUGGAAUACAUUUUGGUGUGUUAACAUGUGAAGCAUGUAAAGCAUUUUUUCGUCGAACUAGUCUUUCAUUGUAUUCAAUUCCACAAGCAUGUUCACCAAUUCGAUGUGAAAUAAAUACAAAAAAUCGUAAUAACUGCCCUGGUUGUCGUUUUGAUAAAUGUAAACGCCUUGGAAUGGAUCGAGAUAAUGUUAUUUAUGGAAAACCAUCAAAACAACAAAUUCAUUCAUCGUAUCAUCAAGACUAUCGUUUUGUUGAACAGUUAACACAUUUAUCUAAUGAAUUAAUAAAAAUCUUUCAAAAUAUUCAUUCAGCAUAUCAAGCAUCAUUAUUAAAUUCCUUUGAAGUUAAACAACAAAUAGAUCAAUUUGGACAAAUUCUAUUUCAGUUUUUUUAUGAACAAACAUACCAGAUUUAUAAUGUUAAUUCAUCGGAUGUUAUUCAUCGAAUUCUUAUUCUUAUUUUGGAUUCUUACAAAACUUAUCCCAUUUCUGAUUAUAAUUUUGUUGAAUACAUUAAUCUACAAACGAUACUUUCUGUCUGGUUGUUUGUUUAUUAUUAUGAAACAUUUUUAUUAAAGCAAAAAAUUCCACAUGCAAAAUUAACCACAUUAAUUAAACUUCUUGAUAUGGAAUUAACCAAAAUUAAUCAAUAUUAUGGUCAAGAUAAAAAUAAACUUAAAUUUUUUAAGAUAAAUUUUAUUAACACAUUCACUAUAUUUUCUGAUCAUCUUCAAGAAAUAAGUUUGAAAAAAUAA
Rotaria socialis is the source of this 1089-nucleotide messenger RNA. The record is from the annotation of a GenBank genome assembly. Lineage: Eukaryota; Metazoa; Rotifera; Eurotatoria; Philodinida; Philodinidae.